CGUCAUCAAUAAUAAGUCUGAAAAGUUAGAUGAACGGGUCUGUUCGGUGUGGCUUUAAAAUAUUACAAUAGUGUAAUAAUUUAGUUUUUUUUAUCAUUUUAAUUAACGUGGAAUUACACAGGUAAAUGUUGAUGGAGAGAUGUGGUGCUACAAGAUGCCAGGAUUUGAAGCCCUCCUUGUGGCUGAGUUGCAAAGACAGCAGCAGAUACCACAGUUCUGUGACACCAUGCUGCGGGCACAAAGUAUUUCAGUCCCAGCACACAGUUGUGUCAUCUCAGCCAUCAGCCCCAAGUUGUCCGCUGCUCUGUCCUCCUCACCCACGCGCCAAGCCAGUUAUAACCAUCUGGUGGAGUUUGGUACUAUAGGUGACAGCUCCCUGCUUCACAUGGUCAGACUACUGUACUCAGGUGAGAUGACCGGGGAAGGGGAGCACGAGAAGCAGGAAGCUUUGUCGGCAGCAGCCAAGAUGGGCAUCCUUGGGCUUGUUGAAGUCACGCCGAGGGUGUGGCAAGGCACUGUGGGCACUGAAGUGGGUGUGCAGACUGAUCCAGUGGAGCUAAGGGAGAAGGAUGUCGCAUGCUUGAGGCAGGAGGUGAUCGACAGCAGCACGAACCUGGGUAAAGAGAUGCUUUCAAGCUGUGAAAAAAACAUAAUGACUGAGAAUGAAGAAAUGCGAGUAAGCUCCGCCUCGUCUCCUCAGCCUGUACAUGCUUACAACACCAUUGAUAUGUCUCAAUUUCAAUGUUUAAGACAGGCAGAAAAUCAUAAUUUAUAUGUUCCUAUUCCCCUCGUUUGCACGCUUGAUGAAGCCCAAAAUCCUCAAACUUCCUCUACGGCUGGGCAAGUGGUCACCCCAUCAAUUGCUGAGAACUCCCAAAACUACUUUUCCAGCAGUUCUCAGGCAGAAUUCGGAGUUUUAGAGGACGAAAGAGAGGUGGAUGAGCAAUUGGAGCAGUUUCGUGAGAACAUCCCAGGAUUCAUCAACCACUUUUUAAACAUAAAUCCCAAAGAGGGUGCGCAUGGAGGGCAAGUGAAAGGGAAGCCACGAGGAGCAGGUGGGGCCAGGCAACGCAAAAGAUCUGGGACAAGAGCCCGGAGACCGCGAGCUUGCAGAGGAAAAGGUGGAUGGAUGCAAAAGGUAGACACACAGGAAGUGGGCGUGAGCAAGCAGCACAAGUCACUCCUCCAUAGGUGUGGGAACGCGACCACUAUGAGGACAGGCCAGGGAGGUGGAACGACAGGCAGAAAGUUGUACCUGAAGACUCGACACGCGCUAGACUUUCCCUGGACCCGUCACAAGGGACGAGGUCGACCCAAAAAGUGGGAUUUUAGCUUCAGUGGUAAAAGUCACUUUGAAGGGCAAAUAGGAGGAGAUGACAAUGUGAAGCAUGAAAGCAGGAGGAAAUCACACCUGGAUAAACAGGUGUUGCCCACUGCCCCGCAUCCUGCCCCUCUGCCUUUGAACCCUCCAGAGCCCUUUGACGCUCUUUUAGAGGAAUUUAUGAAAGACAUGGGCGUUGGAACAAAUAGUAGUGUGACGGACUUGCGGCCAUGUCCAGAAGCCCAGAACUUCUGUUGCAAUGAUGCGUGCUGUAAUGGAGACACUGGCUGUCCUGUUGGUAUGAGUAAUCAUGGCUCCACAGAGGUUGUGACUACGGAACAAGCAAACAGCGAGGGAGAUCUGCCAAGCAUUUGGGAAGAAAUUCUGAAAUCUGUCCAAGAACAUAAUUUCAGUUUUCUUACCGGAGAGUCGCAAGAGGGACAAAAUGGCCGUAGCAUUCCAUGCCUGGAGGGUACAAAAGAGGAAAGAAAAAACUUGCAAAGAGCAACUUCACGCAAUGCCUCUAGAAGAGCAAGAACGACACAAACGAAGAAAGGAAGAAAACCACAUUUUGGACGACCUAAGGAUGUAAUCCUUAAGUCAUUGAGGAAAACAACAGCUAAACUCCAUCGUGAGCAAGGAGACAAGAAGUUGCAACAGCUGCCUUUGGUGGCGCUAAAGAGAAGUACCACUCAGCUUUUAAAUGCCUCAUCGAAGACUGUCAGCUGUCAGGGACUCAAGAAUUCUGCGCAAUUGAAAACCAGUUCAUCAUCGGUGCAUCAACCUGUCUCAGUUAUUACAAAGCUCUAUCCUACUAGAAGUAGGAUCAAGGCACUCGAGAUCGCUGGUCAGCCACUCCGAGAAGAACUACUGCCAAUGUUGGACCAACCAUUUUAUAGGCCAAGACAACGUAUGAAGACACAGCCUCCUAGUGAAGGUGAUUGUAAGUCACGAAUAACUGAGAAGGACGAGGCAAGGACCGUGCCUAAGAGGCCAGCUCAGCAAGAAAAUACCGCUGAUAUUGAAGCCAAGAAAAAACGUGAAGAUCCAAAGGCUUCACUUUCUUUGAAUUCAUCAGAAAACGCUGCAUCGCUGGCCAGCGUAGGACAUCCAGCAAGCGAAGUAGAGAUGGGGCUAGUGGAGCACAGCAAAGAGCUCGCCAACUCCAAUUCAGAGAUCAGCUUAACUAUGGGAGCGGGAAGUGAGGAGGGGGUCAAUGAUGAGGACAACAUCGACGUGAUUGGAUUUGCCGGAUCCUGCCAAGAUCCAGUCCCCAUCAUCUGUCCAGUGAUUUCAGAGAGCGAACAGGACGAAGAAGAGGAGGAGAUAGAUGUCAUAUGACUUCUUCACCAAUGAGAUCAACUUAACUCUGUAUGCCGGAAGUGAGCAAGACAAUGAGGAAGCAUUGACUGGAUUUAUUUGAACCUGGCAAAAUUUCAGAGCGCAACGAAUCAACAAAUAACAACAACCUGAUGUGGGGAUGCAGGUUAAUAUCAUGUUGCCACGUGACAACAGGAUCUAGUCAUUGGUAUGUUCAGGUGGAACAAAACGCCUUAAACAAGAGUGUCUUUAACAUAACGUAAUAGCCAGUUUAUCACAUUGCACUCUGUGUUAUUAACCUCCUGCGCCACUAUGUUGCACUUUCAUAAAAAGUUCAGUACUAUUCAAUUAUGUUUAUUAGUUUUCUGUAUUUCUUCAUCAUUAUCGUCAUGUAUACAAUAUAUGACAGUAAUUUACUAAAAUUGCAAAUGUUAAUACAAGAUUUACUCAGUUCCAUGCUUUUUUUAUAAGCAUUUCAGAAGGAGAAAAAAAACUGUAUUUCAGGAAAAAAGACUUUAUUUGCUAUAAACCUGUGAGUUGGCCCCAUCCACACAAAAGGCUCACACCUGUGCUACACCACAACUUGGAAAUUCCCCUCUCAGUGGCCUUCAAAAAACAGCUUAGUGCUUGUUUGUGAGUUGGGCCCACGAACUACUGUAAAUAAAAAGACACCUUAAUCAGGUAUCAUCUAUAUCGACGUAUGUGUGUGUGGACUGAAGGUUCCUGUUCUUUAGUAGUUCUGUACUGUCUCUUGUACUCAACUGUGAAACUGUGGAGUGGACUGUGGCUCCACCCAACAGGAAUGAGGAGGAGAGCGAUAGAAGGCAAUCAUAGGUUCUGUCAGUCUUGCUGUCCUCCUUUCAGUGCUGAAUGCGCCUGAUGGAUUGGAUCUGGGGCGUCUGGCAGUGGGAACCCCAGGUUUUACAUUGCUGGUAGUCCCCACUGUGUCUCUCGCACUCCAUGAUGUACUGCUGGCCCCGGUAACCAGGAAACUGGUAGCACACAAAGCUGUGUGGAGGAAUCACAUUUGAUGGUGUCAGUUUUUGUUAUAGAAUCAAACUUUAACUAGUGCAAGGAGCAGCUUUUGGAUGACACUGAAGCUGGUAGUCAAAGAAGUCUUAAGGUGGUUAUAGAUACGUAAAUCUCAACCUUAUUUGGCAAAGGCAGUCAGUCAUUGUACAUGUGGACAAUCAAAUAAAGUCAUGAAAACUAUAUGAUGGGAUUGAGAAAUGAUUUUUGAUUUACUGUAAUUUUCGGACUUCAGCAUUUGUUCAUAGAUAAACUGCACUGGACUAUAAGUUGCAGCUGUCUUCACUGUAUUAUUAUAUACUGUAUUUUAUUUACACCAAAAGAUAUUAACCGGUAACAAUUUUUUUCGGCCACAUAAGACUGUCAGAAGACCAAAGGAACCACCAUUAAGCUUUGAACCAAUUAGCUGCAAAGAUAAAAGCUUCAAGAAGCUUCAUUUGGCCAUCACUGCUCCCUUGGGGGAGACAGUCAACCUCUGCUGCCACCUGCUGUCAACACUGUUGUCAUCCAACAUGCCUCCUAGCAUGCGUUGCAGCGCUACAGAUGUAAAUAACAAUCAAAAUUAAUUGUUCUGUGCUAAUUAGUUAUUCAGUUACUGUCCAGUUUCAUUAAUUGCUAGUUAUGGUAUUUGGUAACACUUAAUUUGACAGUGGCACCAUAAGACUGUCAUUGGCAUUAAUGAAUGCUUACAACAGAUGUCAUUUAAUGUCAUUUGACAAAUUAUUUCACUUUUGAAAACAAUCCGAGCUGGACAUAAAUUGAUUUAGUGACAUAAUUUGCCGGAUGACACUUAAUGACACUUGUCAUAAGCAUUCAGUAAUUACCAUAGUAGUGUCGUGUCAUGUUAUAAUUAUGACGAUCUUAUGACAGUCUUAUGACGCCACUGUCACAGAAAGCGUUAUCUAAUAACUCAAAUAAAUCAAGAAAUAAGCUGCACUGGACUAUAAGCCACGAGAUUCAAAAUGAGGGAAAAAAGCAGCAGUUUAUAGUCUGAAAAUUACAGUACUCACAAAUGCACUCAGUGUGUUUAAUUGAACAAUAAGCUGAAACGCUAUCGUGAGUCAUGACUUAUUCUGCUGCUGUUAUUUUCAGCUCCUACCACCAAAUCGGGGGAAAAAAAUGAAGCGAUUUUUUUCAAAGUGUGGUACAUGGCUCUCUUUAGGGGUACGCAAAAAAAUGUCCACCCACUUUAAAUUGUUUGGACGUCUAGUGCCGUCAAUGGCAGACAACGAGUUGAGCAGUGUCUGACCAAGCCUUGUUACCAAAACCCUUGCACUCAAGUUAGUAUGCAGUAAUUUAAUUUUAAAAGAAAAAAAUAUACAGCCAGAUGUAGGAAUCUGUAUCAGUGGUAUAGAUAGAUGAACAACAUUAUAAUCAUCAUCUUACGCGCCACAUUGCACAUGCAUGGAGCCCACUUCGGGCGUCUGCCAUCCCAUGGCCUGCAGUGAGGGGUAAUCAUCACAGAUCUCCACGCUGCGUCCCAUGAAGUUCUCCUUCUCAAAGAUGGUCAUGCGGCUGCUUUGGUGUGACUUUGAAAGAGGGGGAACCGGCUUUGGAUCAAGAGGAACUGCAGAGGACUAUAUUUUGUGAGUGCAGAAUACUCACAGCACAAGGGAUGGGGCGCAGAGACAUAAGGCGUUCCACGUGGUAGGCGAGGGAGCCGCUGUAGGAGUCCCAGUGGGGGUACUCUCCUCUUUCCAGGAUCAACUGCUGGCCUUGGAAGUCAUGAUGCUCGAAA
Corythoichthys intestinalis (scribbled pipefish) is the source of this 5408-nucleotide messenger RNA. RefSeq lists its product as uncharacterized. The transcript is spliced from 8 exons. Gene Ontology annotation, molecular function: protein binding. Gene Ontology annotation, biological process: positive regulation of transcription elongation by RNA polymerase II. The record is from RefSeq and is a predicted model, not a curated record. Lineage: Eukaryota; Metazoa; Chordata; Actinopteri; Syngnathiformes; Syngnathidae. The coding region runs from base 140 to 2662 and encodes 840 amino acids.